AUGGAACUCGUGCGAGAGGUUCUCGACCACUUCAUCGAAGACAUGCUCGCCCCUUGUCAUCCCGGCAUCGAAGCAUUCCAAUCAGUCACAAGCAAGUCCACCAUCGAUACCUCUACAGACCGCCUCUGUGAGAUCGGGGGACCCCUCCGCGGGGAACCACUCCUCAAAUCCCAGAAACGGCUCAUCGAAAGGCACAUGCACUUCACCAAGAACUAUUUGAGCCAAACCACCAUCUACCUCUUCCUCGACGACCCCUCAUCCGAUUACAUGGACCAGUACAGGAUGAAGGACUACUGCCGGUACUUGCGCUUCCCGGAGUCAACCUUCAACGACAUAGACAUGGAUCCCAGCACAACCAUACCUUUACAGGGUCUGAAAAAAGCCACAUUCUUCCUCCAUGGCCCCAUACUAGAAGCGUCCGACGUCGACUACGACCACGACGAGCAUGGCUUUGACCCGCAAACUGUCUCCGACAUGGAGGUUCCUAGCGCCGUCCCUUUUGCCUGGGAUUGGAGGAUGGAAAGAGAAUUCGCUUUAGGUGGAUGGAUUUGGUAA
This is a messenger RNA of Neurospora tetraspora, 555 nucleotides long. RefSeq lists its product as uncharacterized. NCBI's taxonomy places the organism in Eukaryota, Fungi, Ascomycota, Sordariomycetes, Sordariales, Sordariaceae. The record is from RefSeq and is a predicted model, not a curated record. The transcript is spliced from 2 exons. Bases 1 to 555 code for a protein of 184 amino acids.